Molecule: messenger RNA, 6920 nt
Organism: Gigantopelta aegis
Lineage: Eukaryota; Metazoa; Mollusca; Gastropoda; Neomphalida; Peltospiridae
Product: ras-related protein Rab-11B-like
Exons: 6
Coding region: 220-870 (216 amino acids)
Biological process (GO): exocytosis
Cellular component (GO): recycling endosome
Molecular function (GO): GTPase activity; GTP binding
Source: RefSeq, a predicted model, not a curated record
UCCGCCAUAUUGGUUAACUUAGCUGGGGAUUUCGUAUAGGCAAUUUGACAAUCAAAGACGGAAAUCCUCUUCAUCUGUUCCAAUUUCGCUUAACAUUCAAAACAUAAAUACCAACAGACUUCGUCAGGUCGUUGUGUGACUGUAUUUGGUCACUUUGUGACCACAUAUUUGUAUUAGAAAGUUUUGUUUACAAGCUACUGUCAAAGCGGAAGAGGAGAAAUGGGUACGAAAGAUGACGAGUAUGAUUACCUAUUUAAAGUUGUGUUAAUUGGAGACUCUGGUGUUGGAAAAAGUAACUUACUUUCAAGAUUUACACGCAAUGAGUUCAACCUAGAAAGUAAAAGCACAAUAGGAGUUGAAUUUGCUACACGGAGUAUACAAGUUGAUGGUAAAACUAUAAAAGCACAGAUCUGGGACACGGCGGGUCAGGAGAGAUACCGGGCAAUCACUAGUGCAUAUUACCGAGGCGCCGUUGGAGCUUUGUUAGUGUACGACAUCGCGAAACACUUGACGUACGAGAAUGUCGAGCGAUGGCUGAAGGAACUGCGCGACCACGCUGACCAGAACAUCGUCAUAAUGCUCGUGGGCAACAAGAGCGAUUUGAGACACUUAAGAGCCGUACCAACAGAUGAAGCCAAAGUUUUCGCAGAGAAGAAUAAUCUAUCAUUCAUUGAAACCUCUGCUCUCGACUCAACAAAUGUGGAAGCUGCCUUCCAUAACAUUCUAACAGAGAUUUACAAAAUUGUAUCUCAGAAGAAUAUACGUGAUAGUCCAGAUGAUGAGAGCUCACCCAGUAGUAACGUACAAACUAUUACUGUGGCGCCCACCGAUAACUCGGCGGGCCAGAAGAAACAAUGUUGCAAUGUGUGAUUUAACGCCAAGAUAGCGGAAUAAGCAAGGACAUGGCCAGCAGUGCGGUUAGCCAGACAAACACACACACACACACGCAGAGUACAGGCAGAGUGACGUCCCCUUUUACACACAACCGGUCCAGUUACACACUGCGGCAGUUGAAUGGGGCGGAUGAUUUCAAGAAAGUUUUUUAUUUUGUGUCCCUAAGUGAAGUUUUCGAUGUUUGGAAAUUCAUGAAUGAGCUUCGUGCCUGCUGAAUUGUGUUGUUGAUGAUUCACUACCUUUUUAAGCUGAUGUUUUUUUUGGGUUUUUUUUUAAUGUGUCUAAAAUGUAUAUGUAUAUCUAACUGCAUGUCAUGAGACAGAAAACUGCAGCCCUUGAAAUUCAUGUAAUCUUGCGGCAGGAGUUUGGUACAGAUAACACUAGUAUAAAUACCAGGGGUCUAAUUCACAAAGAUCUCUUACACUGCUAGACAACAAAGCAUCCUCUUUGUAAGUCUUCGCAUUGCACCGCGAGAUCACAAAGUUGCGAGAGUUUAGUGAAUUAGGCCCCUGGCCUCAAUUUUACAAAACAUCGUAAACCUAGUUUUGCAUGUGAACAUAAAAUCUAUGACUAAACCACAAUUCUUAUUACUAUUAUAAAUAGUACAACAAAUGGAGUUUGAAGUAAAACACAUUUCAUUGUCUUUUUGUCCUUAAAACGCUCCACCCUCCACCUUCCGUAUUAAUGUCAUUUUCAGCAUGAAAUAUAUUGGCACACAUUUAAAUGUUUGUCCAGUACAACUGCUAGUCCUAGAUGUGAACAUGCGAUGUUUUGUGAAAUUGGCUACUGGGCCCACUUUUACGCAGCAAUCUUAUCGCAGAGAAUAUGAGUGCUUUAAGUGCAUAACUACUUUGUACACUUACGGUGAUCUUAGCGCUAAGAUUGCUUCAUAAGACGGAUCUGGAACCAUAUUUUCGAAGCCAUCUCAGCACUAUGAAAUCGUAAAACCAUCGUAGGGUUGUGACGUCACUACAGCACAUGCCAUGGUGAUGUCAUAGCUUACGAUGGUUUUACGAUUUCGUAGGCUGAGAUUGCUUCGAAAAAUGUGUGACCAGGGCCCAUACUUCUGAAGCUAUCUUAACACUGUGAUAUCAUAAAAAUGUCCAGCUGUGGCAUGUGUCGUAGUGCUAGGAUAGCUUUGGAAAUCUGCAACGUGAUAAUGAUAAAAAUGCUGUCAAAGAUCUUUUUACGGCUGCACUGCUGUUUGCAAAUGUGAAAUUUGAGGGCUAGAUACUGUACGGUGUAAUAAUGUUAAUUGUAUGUGGUCCUCGUUUAAAACAAAUAUAUAUUGUGCAAUAUUUCUGGUUGAAAUGUACAGUUUAUUGCUUGGAAUAGUAAUUGUUUGUAAAUUGGGUGGUUUUUGUUGGCCUGAUCAGACCUCUGGAAAUUAAUAUUUUAAAUUUUAUCAAAACCCUUUUAUAGGUUAUGCAAAUUUUUUUAAUUCAGGUAAACCAUUUCAUUUUUGUGUAACCUGUCGACCAUGAAAAUGAUGUCUUAAAUUUAUUAUGUAAAUGAAAAAUAGACUUUUGUGAACAAAAGUUAAAAUUCUCACAAUUCUUCAGAGACCUAUACAAUGUGUUUCAAAGCUCAAGAUGUUGCCUUGAUUGAUACAUUCGUUUCCAAGUCAGAAUUUUUAAAAAGAGCAAGGUGGGUUUUAAAAAAAAAAAAACAUAUUUAAGAAGUAUAUCAUAUCGAACAGCGAUGUUUCUGCCAGAGAGUAAAACGGGUAUGGCGACAUACCCAAAUAUUUUUGUCAUGUUUUUUAAGUUAUCUUUUUGACAAAAUUAAUUACUCUUUAACAUUACUGUAUGCUUUUCUUGAAUCAAAACCCAAAUUUAACCCAUUUUCUUUGUGGAGAGGCCCCCAUACCCUCUUGUUAACUGUGGUUGCAUUCAAUUCAGUAGCGACAUACACAUAAAUUUCUUUCUGGCAGAAACGCUGAAUAGUUUCGACAUAAUUCAGAAAACCUCAGUUGAUCGUGAAAACAAAACAUUCAGAUCUCAAAAUUAAAGGGAGCUAUCAAUCAUUCUCCCCAUUACUCCCUUGAAAAUAGUUUUACGGCAAGUAAUUUCUAGCUUUCCUAAGCAUGUGACUUUAUAUGUUUUGGAUAUAUUGUAAUAUCUUAAAUGGCUCUUCAUAACCUUACUUUAGGGAAGCAGUGAAUGACUCCCCUCGAUUAUUUUUAUAUUUGGGUCGGAUUUAUUUACGUCACAGAUAAAUACAUGUACAAGAUUUUUAAAAUGUUUGCGUUUGUUGCAUGCUGGACAAAUCUGUAGGCAGUUAAACACUUAAAAAUAAGUUUUAAUUGAAAACGUGAAGGGGUGGGGGGGGGGUGGCAGGUUGUUGAAAAGAGAAACUAAAUCGCUAUUUCAGGCAAGAAACUGAAGUUUCAGAGAGAAAUGCCACACAGUAUUUAAGAGGACAGACCGACUUGUAAUAUUCUGUAAAGCCAAUACCAAAUUAGUGAACUAUAGUACACGAUACCGGUAAUUACUGACCCACUUACUUUUACUGUACAUUUGAAGCUAAUUGUAGUUUUAAAGUUGUGGCAUCGAUCACACACAAAAUGUAUAUAUAUUAAAUUGAAAUAACAGUUUAUGAUAAUAACCUAAGCGACUACGUCACAGAGCAGACAUAAGCCUCCCUAAAGCCCACUUUCCAUUAACGCGAAUCUGUGCGCGUCGUUCCGUUUCCACAUGCGGAUGUGUGCUUUUCCAUAUCUAUAUUUUUUUCAGGCAGAUAACUAAUUUUACUUUGUUGGAAUUUACUUUAAGCCAAAAGUCAGUGCUUCACAUUAUGACAUACACCACGCUGAAAAAUCGCUCAUUGAUGACUUUUUUUUCAGCACGUGGAAUCGUGUAUGUGGAAAGGGUCUAUGUAAGUACAAUGUUUCGAUAAACUUGUGCGAAAUGGCGCUAAUGGAAAGUGGGUCGUAAGCAAUAUUGCAUUGUUAUGUUCCAUUCUCUUUGCAUUGCACUGUGAGAUCGCAAAGUUGCAGGACUUGGUGAAUUGGGCUAAAGUUUCUUACAUUACGUGGCUGUGGUAACUUGAGUGGCCAGUAAAAAAAAAGCAAACGUGCAGAAAAUCGUUAAAAAUAAUGGUUUUAUUGUGCCCUAAAUUAUUUAAUUUUUACAAUACGUAACCCAAUUAUUUGACCUUUUUGUUUCCAUGUUUAAACUAUAUUACUAUUUGGCUUGAUGCUCAGAAAAUUAUUUUACUGCUUAAAAUAUUGUAACCUAAUUAUUCAGUCUUUAUGUUUCAGUUUUUCAAACCAUAUUAAUUUUUGUUUUGGUGUGUCUGGGAAAAAAGGUUAUUUAAAAAAAAAAAUUACCAUUUAUUAAUGUGCUUUCUAUAAUAUAUGUAGAUACGGUUAUUAUGCUAAUGAAGAUUUAAUCUUUAAUUGUUAUGGACUGACAAAAUGCAGAUGUUAAUUUCUAAUAAAAUACAAUAAUUUUGUCAUAAAAAAUUAAUUCAAAGCUGUACACCCUUUCAUGCAUUACUCGUAUCUACUUUUUAACAUUUUGUGGAAUAUGGACUUUCCAGUUAUUUUCUGCUUUGUAUGCAUUAGUAAAAACAAGUUUACAUAAAUUAAUUUUCAUCUGGUCAUUUAACCUUGUAUUCAAGUAUAUAUUGGCAGACUAUUAUUUGUAUUCAUAAAACAUUUGACGUGCGACUUCUUAAAAUCGGAUCGCUAUUAGUACGGUUUUAUUGCUUUGAUACAGAGUCCAGUAUUGAUUUCACUAUUAUUCUCUGUCACGGUCUAUAGCCCACUGCAAUUUGCGAUACAAGUAAAAUAUGAAGAGUUCCAUCGCAAAAUGUGAUAAACGCCAUAUUAAAAACCAUUGUACAAACACCACUCGGACACUGUUCACACAUGGACAAACACAAGUUCAGAUUGUUUUCAGCAAAACACAAUACAAUUGUCUGAGGAUAUAUUGCAGAUUGCAGAGAAACUGGCGUAGUGUUUAUGGUGGUUUGGAAUAAAACCUGUUUAGGAUUGGGUGUGUAUAGUGGCAUUUAUCGCGUUUUGCUAUGAAACACUUCAUAUAUCUUCCAAUGUUUCAUUAUAAUCAAUGCUGGUCCAAAGGAUUGGUGAUGAAAAUGGUGAAAUAUAUAUGCCAAACCGAUAAAAAAUUAUUUAGAAUACAUUUAACAAAAGACGGCAUAGGCCCAUGGGUUGGUUAUGUCAAUUUGAUUUUUAAAAAUCGGUUUGUAUUAUGUUCAGACCGAAUGCAGAAUUUCACAUUUUUACUGUAACAGGAUCAAGCCGAUAUCCUACGUCUUUUAACCAGUUAAUCUCUCAUUUUGUGUAAACUAUUUUUCGUUUAAGCAAGUUUUGAAUGCGAAUUUCAAAAACAAUUGGCGAAUUUUAUUUAUAUUUGGCAAAAUAAUUUGAUGAACUAACUGAUACUUUGUUACAAAAUAACUGGCUUUCUGCACGUUUUGAAGUCUUAGCAAAUAAGUUGGCGACAUUUUCUGCUCACCCAGAGCUAGCUCUGCAUCAGUGAGAUGAACAUCAACCGGUUACACACACAGGUUAAUGAUUUACCUGUAUUUGUUUCUGCUUAACCAAUUAAUGGAUUAUGCAAAUUUUCAAUUCCCAGAGGCCUGUCUGAAAAGUAUCUUUUUUUUUUUUUUUUUUUUUUUUUUUUUUUUUUUUUUUUUUUUAAAGACUUGUCAGGUAAAAUAAACAUUCAUCUGGUAAAAUUAUUUUAAAAUCAGCAGGCCAUAUUUUACUCUCCAUUUCGAGCCCUGUUAUUAAGUUAACUGGGGACUAAUUCACUAUAGUCUUACAACUUUGCGAUCUCGCUGUAUAAUGUUACAAGACUUGCAACGAGGAUGCUAUGUUGUCUAACAGAGCCUAAGAGACCUUUGUGAAUUAGUCCUCUGGAUUAAAAAAAUAAUAAAUUAUGAUAAUGUUAAUUUUAUCUGACGGUGGUGACCGGAUGAAAAGCGGAUUUGCUCUUGCCUGUGUGUACUCCCGUUUUGUGGUGAAACAUUCUGUUUACCCGAUCUUUCCAGUAUGAGCUGCCUGUUAUCCUGUCCACUUAUUUAAUGUUAUUGUAAAAUGGUUAUAUUAUCUUAUAGAGAUAAAAAUGAAAAUCCUAUGUGCACAUUUCUUAAAUUGUUUUGCUUUCUUACUGAAAAUAUUUUGUAUCUACUCAAAUUAAUCUUCAAUUGUAAAUAGGUGUACAUUGUUUAAGGUGAUAUCACUAUGACACUGCGAUUGUUAAUGUGUUGUUGUUGUUUUUUUUUCCUUCUGUUUAGACGAAAGACAUUACACCAGGGUACUAGCGUUUCGGUGUUGAGGUAUGUGUUUACGAACAGCAGGAUACAUUUUCACUGUAGCCAACUUUAAAAAAUUCCAUUUUUCUGUAAGCAAGGUGUUAGCUGCAUGCUAAAUUGUACAUUGUUCAUUCCAUCUAAAGCCAUGCAUUGUCUCGUUUCCUUAAUCAGCAUUCUCAUUAUGCGAUUUAUCGUAUCGACUUGCGUCUUGAGAAAUAGGACCAGUUCUAAUCGGUACAUCUCCGAAAUGACAUGUUGUACCAAUUUAGGUGUUCUCACUAUAGGAUUCAAUCCGAUCACAUGUGACAAAGGCGGUGCAACUAAUCGCAUUACGAGAACGCCGCUGUUAGAAGAUAACAGAACUGAGUAUGGUGCCAUUUUAUGUUAUGGGAAACUGCUAACUCUAUACCUAUGUAUCGGAUGGUUUGUAAAUAUGUUUUGGAAUAUGAACAUGCUUAAUAGUAGAGCAGAGGGGAAUCUUUCCUUUCAUAAUAAGCCACUUUUAUCUUUCUGAUGUUUGGGAGGACAAAUUAACCAGAAUUGUGUGAAGGGUAGGGGUAGGGGAGACAUCACAGGUACACAUAGAAAAGUGUGUUCUAUUCUAAAGCAAAAAAUCGCCCAUGAGGCAGAAGUGUUUUCAAGUCUAUCUCUUUACUUAGUUACAAUGUUGAAUACUGUAAAUCAUGCAAUUAAUAUGUUGUGAUGUGGGUUCCAGGAAAUAAAUAUAUUUAUUGAUUUUA